This is a messenger RNA of Xiphias gladius (swordfish), 1681 nucleotides long. RefSeq lists its product as uncharacterized. Bases 178 to 876 code for a protein of 232 amino acids. The record is from RefSeq and is a predicted model, not a curated record. The transcript has 2 exons. NCBI's taxonomy places the organism in Eukaryota, Metazoa, Chordata, Actinopteri, Istiophoriformes, Xiphiidae.
AAUCAAAAGCCUAUUUGUAUUAACAAAAAUGGACUACACUUCCCACGCUGCUAAUUUACGUUGUUAUAGUCAUCGUUUUACUCGAUGCGAGUAUUUGCAUCGGUGCCUCUGAGAGGUUGUUAAAUUCCACGAAAGAUAAAUAAACAACUUUAACCGUAAUGGUUGUGGUUUAACAGCAUGGAGGUAAUCGAAACAAUUGUGAUACAGAGUACUGAAGUGGAAGGGAAGGAAACGGUCGUGUCCAGUGCGGACGCCGAUAAAUCCAAAGCAGAAUUUAUUUGGACACUGCAGGCUACAUGGCACCUUAUCAACACCCGGCUGGAAAUGGAUCAGGCUUUUGACCAGCCAGUUUGCAAGAAAAAGAAACUUUGGGAGAUGGUGGCAGAGAAGGUGAAUGCCAAACUGAGGGAGUCAGACGUCACAGAUGUCAUUGUGAAGGCAUACGAGUGUGAUCUCAAGUGGAGAAACAUGCUGGCCACGUACAGGAAGAACGCAGAGCGGGCCAAGAGGCUGGGGGCAACCAGUGUCCACUGGGAGUUCUUCAAGGCCAUGCACGAGGUCCUGGGCAAGAGCAGGGAGGAGAUCGAAGCCCAGCGCAGAGCCAAGCUCAGUGGGACGAAGGUGGGCAAGGCCAUAGCCAGCAAGAGGUUUACCCCUAUCCUCCCCACACCUCCCGCAACAGCUACUCCCUGCCCUGCACGGCCUCCACAGGACAUCCUGCAGCUGUACAUGGAGCUACAGGAGAGGAAGAUGAACAUGUGGGCCCAGCAGAAAGCCCUGGAGGAGAGGAAGAUAGAGGCCAUCAACAACCUGGCCCAGGCCAUCUCCAACCUGGCUCAGAAGAACAGCACAGAGAUGUCAAAGGAUGGACAUUAGAGCUGAAGACAUGUGAAGUGGAUCUAAACUUCCUACCAAAACCUUUUAUAAUACUGCACAGAGAGAACUUUUUGAGUAUUUUUGUAGGAUACGUUUUUAGAUUGGUCAUGUUGGCACAUUUGUACUCCUACAGUUUAUAGAAUAGUUUGGCCAGUCUGAAUUCUGUAGAGCUGAACACAACGCAUUUCUGCAUAAACUGAAAACACAACAGUUCAGAUAAGGAGACACAUGAGACAUGUACUCACAUAUCAUGCCCUGGGCAGGUCUUAUUUAUACCGCAUUAGAUUACAUGCCUCCUCAAAGCUCCUGAUGACCCAAUAGAUGCAAUCUGCCCUUAUUUUUAUACCAAAAUAGAAUAAUUAAUUAUAGUCGGUUGAGGUUGGAGAGUGAAAAAAACUAAAAUAUCACACACAAAUUAGAUUAAUACAGACGUCCUACCAUCACUGUACCAGUUGUUGAUAUUAAACUCUCGUGACCUAUGCACAAGUAGAAAAUAUAUUUUUUUAAGUGUACAAACUGAAACAAUCAGAAACAAGCUAACAGAAAUGAUCAGUGAUACGAACACGAUCAUUGAGAGGUCAGAAGAUUUGAACUUCAUAUAUUUCAGUUAAAACAAUACAAACGUUUAUACUGAUAAUUAUUAUUGUUAUGAAGUAUCAAUAACUGUAUUCAUAGGCAUGCUGGUACAAUGUUAAUGUAUUAAUAAAAUACACUUUGUUUAUCAGACAGUAUGAACAACUUCACAAUGUAAUGUGUUCCACUAAACAACCCUGCAAUAAACACUACCUUUGUGAAUUUUUUUCCA